Armigeres subalbatus is the source of this 5408-nucleotide messenger RNA. RefSeq names its product dual specificity tyrosine-phosphorylation-regulated kinase 2 (gene Dyrk2). Gene Ontology annotation, biological process: peptidyl-serine phosphorylation; peptidyl-threonine phosphorylation. The record is from RefSeq and is a predicted model, not a curated record. Gene Ontology annotation, molecular function: protein serine/threonine/tyrosine kinase activity; protein serine/threonine kinase activity; ATP binding. Lineage: Eukaryota; Metazoa; Arthropoda; Insecta; Diptera; Culicidae. The transcript is spliced from 11 exons. Gene Ontology annotation, cellular component: cytoskeleton; cytoplasm; nucleus. Bases 1968 to 3839 code for a protein of 623 amino acids.
CGGUUGAGAUUUGCGAAAUUCGCUCCCUACGUCGUGAUGUCCUGUUGUUAGCACCCACCCCUAAUGUUUGUAUGCAGAUUUUCCACGAGAUUUUCCAGCAGAGAAAAGUGAACCGUCUGUGCAAUUCGCAGAUCCAAAGGGUUAUAGAAAAUAAGCGGAGUGUGCUCGUUCUGAUUCUGACCCUUCCUGGUCAUCCGAAGGCAGAAGGGAAUCUCUGUUUCAUUGCUUUGGGGGAAAAUUCACUGCCAUCAAGACGAGUGCGAAAAUAUUGAAGUGCGAAUUUAUUACUGUGAGCGGUUUGAAUAUUUGCUUACAAAAUCACUCUGGUUGUGAUGGGACCUUGUGCAUUACGAGUUGGUUGUGUUUGAUUGGUAGCUCUCUGUGCGACUGGUUUUAAAAUAAACGAAUUGCAGGAAAGUGAGAAAGACGUGCAGCUGAAAGUAAUUCUGAUAUUUGUGCAAAUAGAAGUAAUUUGUAGAGAGGAGCACUGUUUCGUGACAAGUUUACUCGGAUAAAUUUGUUCACGAGAAGAAAAAAUAGUUCGGAAAUGAUAGUUACUGCAGAAAGCUGACAACAAACGGUGAAUUAAUCUUUUAUUAAAGAUUCGAGCACAAUUUAGCUAGAAUAUGUGCAUUUCAUGCUCCAGCCAGACAAACAGCUCGCACGUGUGACCUCCUACCCAUAGACCGCCCGCGUGCACACCCACCCACCCGCGACCGCUCGGCGAGAACCGGUUCGUCAGCGGACUCUUUGUUGCCCACUGCAGCGGCCCCUAUUUGCUGCUCACGGAGUGCAACAAACGGCAGCACUUGAACUUCUCCGCGGAGCAAAAAAACAACCCGCAUCAGCAGAGUUGGUGAGCUGAGCUGCAGAGAAAUCCGAACCGCGCGGCAACAGCGAUGACGAGUUCGACGGCGGCGUACUGAGAGAGAUAAAGAGCCAUAAAGUGAAUCACAAGAACUUCGAACGCAAGUCGUCGCAUUGGGGAGCUUGCGGCUUCGAUAGUCUCCGCUUAGUCAACCCCCAGCCGUUAGCGGAGUCGUGUGUGUGGCGUUCGACUGAUUAGUUAGUACUCAGUCAACCGCCGUUCCGAGAUAGAACCAAGAUUUCUUUUAGUCGCAGCGAGACGGUUGGACCUGACGUUCUGUUUUCGGUGGAGACUUGCGGAGUUCUUGCGCGUUGAAUCGUACUGCAUGCGACGUUUUCACCCGGAGAGUUUCUCGUGUAGUGAUUGAUUUAGAGUUUUCUUCAACAAUUGCGUGUAAUAUCCGAAGAAAGAAGAAAAAGCAAUCAAUUAAGCUCUGGAGAAAAGUAUCGUGCGGAACGAAAUGUAAGGCCCCCGAUAAUCAAUUGAUUUAGAAAAGAAGAUCCACAAAAGUGUCUGCGAAGUGCACAGAAUCGGAGAAGAAAGAUAAAGAAGCGUAGAGCAUAAAAUCACCGUUGCUGAUGCUAAUGAGAAGAGGAAUGUAAUCUUAGUUCAAGCAUAGUGAAACAGAAGCAAAAGAACGAGAAAGCGAGUACAAAUAAUUGGCUCGCUGCUUGUGCAUGUUUGAUAAGUCUCUGGUGGUAAAGCAAGUAAAAAUUGUGCUGGAAAAAAUCGUUUUAGCAAGAAGCAAUUUGUUGUGGGUGGAAUCGCUGCGAGUGUGUUACACAAGAAGAUUUUCCACAGCCAGCCAACGGUAAUCGUGUGAGUGGAGAAAAAAAAAUCAGAAUUAAAUGUGCUCAAUUUGCUGCGUAAUCUUUGGCAUACAUAACUUCGGCUGCCUGCAGCAUCUUACCCGCGUUGAAGACUAAUCAGCUGUACCCAUCGAGGGCCCACCAGCCAAGCCUCGGUUGGGAGAUUCUACACAUCGCAUCGUCACGGACAGGUUUGGUUGAAACUGCACCCUACUUUAGACGAGCUAGCAUUAUUGUAGAAGCCAGAACCAACCUUCCCACAUUGAAGCUGCCAUAGAGCUGCAAUCAUCAUGUUGGAUCGUGGACCAGUUCAGCUAGACAACGACAAGUGUCGUCGUGAGCGGGAACCGCACCUGUCCGGAUCGCGACUUGAUCUCGCCGGUCUAUGCAUCAGCUCACGCAGCAACACGUCCAGAUCAAGCCGAGCAAACAUGGUCGACUCACACGGAAAUGCCCUGCCACCAUUGAGCCCGUCCAGCAACAACAACUCAUCCUCGUCAACGGCGGCCAGCGAGAGUGAACAGCAGAGGCCCGUCCCGUUGACGCCUAGUGAAGCACUGAAAUACCACGGAACCCGCUUGACAGACUACGAGAAGCAGGAAAUCGAAAAGUAUCCGGAAAUCUAUUACCUGGGUCUCGAUGCCUGCAAAAUCAACGCAAAGCCGGGGACGGCACUCAACUCGGGUUACGACGAUGACAAUGGCAGCUACAACAAGGUGAUCCACGACCAUGUUUGUUACCGGUACGAAAUCCUGGAAGUCAUCGGCAAGGGUAGUUUCGGUCAGGUUAUCCGGGCGUUGGACCACAAAACCAACCAACAUGUGGCAAUCAAAAUCAUUCGAAACAAGAAACGCUUCCACCAUCAGGCUCUGGUGGAGGUUCGGAUAUUGGACGAACUGCGCAAGAAGGACGUGGACGGAGCGUAUAAUGUGAUACACAUGCUCGACUAUUUCUACUUCCGCAAUCAUCUGUGCAUCAGCUUUGAGCUGAUGAGCCUGAACCUGUACGAGCUGAUCAAAAAGAACAACUACCAGGGAUUCAGCCUGAGCCUCAUCCGACGGUUCUGCAACUCGAUAGUCAAGUGUUUGCGAUUGCUCUAUCAGGAAAACAUCAUCCACUGUGAUCUGAAGCCCGAAAACGUUCUGCUCAAACAACGGGGCAGCAGUUUGAUAAAGGUUAUCGAUUUUGGCAGCUCAUGUUAUUCGCACCGCAAAGUCUACACCUACAUCCAGUCCCGCUUCUACCGGUCACCGGAGGUCAUACUGGGGCUUUCGUACGGGACGCCGAUUGAUAUGUGGAGCUUAGGAUGUAUACUGGCGGAGCUGUACACCGGAUAUCCGCUGUUCCCCGGGGAGAAUGAAGUGGAACAAUUGGCUUGCAUCAUGGAAGUGCUCGGCCAUCCACCGGAUGAUCUCAUCAAUACUGCCACCAGGAGGAGGUUAUUUUUCGAUUCGAGAGGCACUCCCAGGUGCAUAACCAAUUCCAAGGGACGCAAACGGAAACCAGCGUCCAAAACGAUCUCGCAGGCACUCCGCUGCAACGACACCGUGUUCAUCGAUUUUGUCAGCAAAUGCCUAGAAUGGGAUCCCAAGAAACGCAUGACACCGGAAGAAGCCGCUCGCCACGAAUGGCUCCAGCCGAGUGCGUCCUCUACGUACGUUUCGUCCAAGUCCAAGGAGAACAGCGAAGAAAACAUGAAACAACUAAGUUUCAUGCAAAAGUUACAACGAUCUCAGCCAAUGACACCAAAUACAAUCCUUCCGGAGAUCAAGACCCCUAACAACCGGCCGCGCUACGUUAAGGAACGAGUCAAAGCAACAGAUCUCGAAACAGCACAACAGCAGUACUCGUUGCAUCGAUUAUAUCACGCCCGCAAGACGACUCUGAACUCGUCGAACAACAACAGUGGCAGCAGCACCAAUAUCAGUAGCAGCAGCGGCAGCAGCAGUCACCAUAACAACAACAAUAAUAACAACAACAACAAUCACAAUGGCAGCAGCUCGAUGAUCAACCAACAGCAGCAUGGCAGCAGUCAAACAAUAAACUCCAGCUCGAAGUAUCCAUCGAGUCACCACGUGGGCGGGCAUCACCAUCAUCACCACGGUGGAAUGCCACACUCUCAGAGCACUGGGGACGUGUCGGCCAUCUUUGGCCGCGCAUGACAUGACACCCUGAGUAAGGCCAAGGACACCAGCAAGAUCAUCAGCAUGAUCUAGAAGCUGGUGUGCCCGGGGUCUGGUCGGUUGAUCGUCACGCUCUACAGAAUGCUGCACUAGAUAACGAUGCAUAGGGAACAGGGGAUAUUGUUUAGAGUCCGUAACUCUGCGAAUAGUUUGUAGCGAAGAGAACAGAGCUCGGGUCGCAUCUGGGCUAAAUAUUGUAGGUCAUAGCGACAUAGAGUGUCUAUGGUAUGAAAUGUUAAUCAGUAUCCAUAAUCCUCAGAGAUUAAUCUUCCUCCCACUGCCUUUCUUCCAAAAAACAAACGUAGAGGAGUUCUCUCCCUAGGUGACAGAUCUCCGUAAGGUAGACUAGGUAAAAAAACAUGAUGUAGAUCGAAUUGUACAUAACAAGGUGGGAAUCUCCUCAUAGAAGUAUGUUUCUUGCCAUUUCCGACCGACGCAUGCGCGAUGGCCUGGGUCACUCUCUUAUCAAGACUAUAAAUUGAGACGAGCUCUCCGAAGUGCUUGCAACUGAAGCGCGCCGUUCGAUAUCUCUUCCGGUAGAAAUAUUCCAUGCAACGGCUUCUCUCUUUUGGCGUUUUAAUAGGUUUAUCGAAAUCUUCAUUGGCGCAUCUGUGGAGCGCGGUCGGAACGAGAACCAUCGAAUCCUCCCAAAAAACAACUUCCCGUAUAUUUAGCGUAGAAAUAGACAGAAAAGCGUAGCUAAGCGUUGAAAUUGAUUAAAAUAGAACCUGAUAAUGGUUACGAUAGAUGUGGUGAUAUUGGUGCAAAUGCCGUCAUUGCUAAUAGACUUUAGGAUGUGAAUGGUACCUAAGAUUGUUUCCUCUCUAUCCAGCUGACAGGGACCUUUAAUAGAAUGUAACAAAACGUUUAAAUCGAUUCCGAAUAGUGGAGGACGAGGAUAGACCAAAAUAGUAGCGAGACCAGGAACAGACGAUUUAGAGUGUUCGAAUCUAGUUUCGAAGCAAUUGUACAGUAUGACUGACUUUUAACGGUAAAACUCUACCAUGUAUUCAUAACGUAAUAUGUAAUUUAUUGUUUAAAGGAAAUCCAGAUGACAAAAUCUAAUGAAAAAUAAUUGAAAAAAGUCAAAUAAAAUAAAUUUAAAAACAGAUUAAUCAUAACCAGCAGUUAUUGCAAGUGAUCCAUAGUACGUAGUGGAAGAAAAAGAAUCAUUUCUUUAGCCUAAGCAUUGAGAUAACCUCUAUUUAACGGAUGUUUGUUUGGUGCCUCUCGGACCUAAAUCAUAAUAAAGCAGCGUAAAAUUGCCUGUCCUACAGGUGGCAAAAUAUGUAAAACCAAGCUAUUAAAUUGUUCAAUUGUAAUCGCAGAGCUGACAUUUCUUCAAUCAAAAUAUAUUCAAUUGCUAGGCUCUUUUCUCCAGACAACACUAUCGAUUGCGUUUCAAGCAUAAACGCUGACUUACUACAUAUAAUGCAAGUAUAAAUGUAUGGAUUAUUAAUCUUAUAUAAUGGACAAAUUAUUUUGAGAAUCAGUGAAGACCCGAAAAUAAAACUUUUAAUUAAUUAUCCAUAGCAAUGCAUCGAAUAA